AUGGCUGGGCAAGUGUGUCGUCGAUCCGGCUUGCAGGUUCUUUGGGCUUGGGCCUGGGCCAUUGUAUGGGUGUGCCGGCCGCUCUCAUUCGAAAGGCAGCUUCCACUGGCUUCGGUAAACGCAGGAUUCGAAGAGCGAUUCCUGAUGUGGCGCGAGGCUGCGAAACAGCGUCCUGUUCCGAACCGCCCACCCUACAUUGCCUGCACGGAGGCAGCCUCAGUGCGUGCAGCAACCUGUCGCCGGCUACUGCGGAUAUGGCCAGGAGGCCCUGUGGAGGACUUUCGCUGCGUCGUGGGAGGCCUCAGUGGCUUCGACAGCCUCGAAGCCCUUGCCAGGGCCCAGGUUGGGGUUCGAAGAGUCACGCUUUUCGACAUCAACGAGACACAGCUGCUCUACGGCGAGCUGAUCCUGGAGCUCCUGUGCCUAGCAAGUUCUCGUGAUGCCUUUCUGGCGUCCCUCUUCGGGCGCUCCGAGAGGAAGUUCAGCAGAGUGCUUGGAGCUUCAAACAUGAUGGACUUUCUCGAUUUGCCAGUGGAUAGAGACAUCGAGUCCUCGAUCGUAUGCCAGCUGCCGGCCAAGUUGCAAGGACUGUAUCGGACGGUGUUUACUUGCAUCUCCACACCAUGCGGUUGGCCAGUGGCCUGGCCAUCGUUCGGGCAACACGAGCUGCUUCUCAAGAGAAGGAAUUGCGUUGCUUCCCUGACAAAGUCGCAGAGGCGCCUGGGUGGCCAGAAGAAUGAGGCCUUCCACAUAAACGAGUGCGGUUGGCUGAGGGAGGAAAUGAGCUACUGUCGACUUCGUGCAUUGUUGAUGGAUCUUCGCGCAUCUGGCUCGCUGUCUUUUCAGCGGAUGAACCUCAAAGACAUGCAUCCCACUGAUGGACCGACAGUGCUCUUCAUCUCCAACAUCGACGGUUCACCGCAAUUCCUGGAUGAGUUGGCGCUGGCAGACCUGCGCCAGGGCCUUUCCAGAGGGCAUGGUGGGACGCUGCUUCUGUCAACUCGCCGGGCCGAGUGGCUGGCUGAGGACUUGACCCCACUCCGGGCAAACUCGGGCAUGCAUAGGCCCACAUCUCCUGUCACGGCUCGCCUUUGGAAGCAUGUCGUCCCGCAUUUUUCGGAGAAGCAGGGAGACAAUGAUGCUGAUGAUGCUGUGUUCGAUUGUCGCAACAGGAGGGUUUGA
Molecule: messenger RNA, 1182 nt
Organism: Symbiodinium necroappetens
Lineage: Eukaryota; Dinophyceae; Suessiales; Symbiodiniaceae
Source: the annotation of a GenBank genome assembly